Molecule: messenger RNA, 2469 nt
Organism: Salvelinus namaycush (lake trout)
Lineage: Eukaryota; Metazoa; Chordata; Actinopteri; Salmoniformes; Salmonidae
Exons: 18
Molecular function (GO): ATP binding; ATP hydrolysis activity; protein binding
Source: RefSeq, a predicted model, not a curated record
UCUUCCAGUACAUACAACAAACUGUGGGCUGAUGCCCAGGUCGAGUUGAACUCCCUUCUGGCUCAGGAGUUCCCUGCUCAGCCUCCUCGCCCAGAGAAGGACCGAGUGGUGUUCUUCCAACGCCUGGCCACCCUCUACGUGCGCUACGUGCAGAUCUUCAGGCAGCUGGAGGAGGCCUAUGACCAGGUGGUUCAUCCCCAGAAGAGGAAAGUAAUCCGGGAGGUCCUGGAUGGCGUGAUGGGGCGAGUGCUGGAACUUAAGAAUGAGAUGGUGGAGAAAGAGUUCUCUGAGUACCAUUACAUGGACGAUGUCAUCCAGGACUUGAAGCUCACGCCUGAGGACAUUGAGAUCCCCAUCCCUCGAUAUUUCCUCAGUGAACGCAGCAAGGUGUUGCAGGAGAGAGGGAAUAUGCUCUCCAACAUCCUCAACCUCAUGGAGGUAGUAGAGAGACCCAAGCCUGUAGGAGUGCGUGCACUGAACCUGGAGGAAGCCAUAAAGAUCAUCCAGGUGUCAGAGAGGGCCCGCCAGGGUCGCCUGAGGGCCAAGUUCAUGAGGGAGAUCCAGCGCGAUGAGGAAAGGCAGAGGAGGGCCAAGGACAGGGACCUGGGGACAGCGGCCAUCGACACGGCUGUGGUUCGCAUCCAGAAGGUGUGGAAGGGUUAUGUGCAGAGGAAAAAAACAAAGAGGGAGCGAGAGGAGGAGAUGAUAUUUUUGGGCAUGGCCAUGGAGCCCAGACACACCCAGCCCUGUCCUGCCAUGACAGCUGCCCAGGCCAACGAGGCCCGUCGGAGGGGCAAGCAGGAGGAGCACGAGGAGGACUACCAGAAGUCCAUUGUGGCCAUCACAGACAAACUCAGAGAGGUGGAGGGGCCCGACAUGAGGGAGACCAUGAAGGACCAGAUCAGACAGUGGUUCAUCGAAUGCCAUGAUGCAACAGGAACCUUCCCUGACUACCCAGAGGAGGAGGAUGGAGGCUCGACUCUCAUCUUUGCAGAGAAAACACCUCAACAGUUAAUGGAGGAACUAUCAGCAAAAGAGGAGGAGGACGCCAACAAAAACACGAAAGGAAAGGAGGAAAAGAAGGACAAAGGGAAGAAAGACAAGGGAAAGGGAGGAGAUGAGGAGGAGGAAUCUGGGCUAAAGAUGCUGCCAUCUGCUUUCCUAGGAGAACUGGAAGUAGGACAGAAGACCUUUGGUGAGGUGUGGCAGAAUCGUACCGAGUCCAAGAACUUCAGCCAGAGGCACGAGGCUGAGCUGAUCAAGGAGGAGAAGAGGAAGGAGAUUGAGGUGGAGAUCAGGUUGCAGGUGGACGAGCUGAUGAGGCAGGAGCUGGCUAACUGGAAACUGGCCGUGGAUAAAGAUAAGGGUGGCAAAGCCAAAGGAGGCGCAAAGAAAAAGAAAGGGUCGAAAAGUGGAAAGAAGAAAAAGAAAGACAAAGAUCUGACAGCUGAUAGGAAUAUUGAGUCUCUGUAUCAGGAACUGGUGGAACAGGGCUUGUUGAAACAAUCGGAUAACGUUAAACUGCAGGAUUAUUUAGGCGACUAUAGCUAUCUGGGGACGACGUUAAGACAAACUGACAUUGAGCCCAUGCCUUCGCUAUCUGACGUGAGACAGGUUAUAGCUCUGUACGCCGUCUUACCUUUAGGUUCUCAGGUGGUCCAUGAGAAGGCUCCUCUGGUGAAGGCCAUCCUGCUGGCAGGGCCCGCGGGCGUAGGCAAGAAGAUGCUGGUCCAUGCCAUCUGCCAGGAGACGGGCGCCAACCUAUUUGAUCUGUCACCUCUGAACCUGGCAGGGAAAUACCCCGGCAAGAGUGGCCUGGCCAUGGUGCUCCACAUGGUGUUCAAGGUUGCCAGACUGAUGCAGCCAUCAGUGGUGUGGAUUGGAGAUACAGAGAAAAUGUUUUACAAGAAAGUACCGAAGGAGGAAAAAGAGUUAGAUCCAAAACGCUUGAAGAAAGACUUGCCCAAGAUCCUCAAAUCUAUCAAAGGGGAAGAUCGUGUUCUAGUCGUGGGAACGACUCAUGAUCCAUUCAAUGCCGACCUCAAAUCACUAUGCAAGGUGUACAGCAAAAUUAUCCUCAUUCCACGUCCCGACUACGCCUCACGAUAUGUCAUGUGGAGGCAGUUGAUCAAGAAGAACGGAGGACAGGUGACGGCUGCCCUGGACCUGAGCUCCUUGGCCAAGAUCUCUGAUGGCUACACGCAGGGUCAUAUGGUGCAGGUGGUGCGCAGCAUACUGACGGAGCGCCGCGUCCAGCAGCUGGCCAAGAGACCCCUGAGUGCCGCCGAGUUUGUGGCCCCGCUGGCCAAGAUCGACCCUGUGUUUCAGGACGAGGAGGAGGCCCUGAAGAAUUGGUAUGCUAAAACUCCUCUGGGUAAGAAGCGAGCCAAAGCUGCCUCAGGAAAGGAGGGAGAGGAGGAGGCACCGACAAAGGGAGGCAAAGAUGCCAAGAAGAAAGGGAAGAAGUAA